UUUGCACUUGUUUGCUGGCUUGUGAAAGCAGAGAAAGAAAGAUCUUCUAGGUCAGAACAGUGACCGAGAAUGAGUUCCAAAAUUCAGAAGAUGGAAUUAAAUGAUGGUCACUCCAUUCCUGUGCUGGGCUUUGGCACCUAUGCAACUGAAGAGCAUCUCAAGAAAAAGUCUAUGGAGUCCACCAAAAUAGCAAUAGACGUUGGGUUCCGCCAUAUUGAUUGUUCUCACCUGUACCAGAAUGAAGAAGAGGUAGGCCAGGCCAUUCUAAGCAAGAUUGAAGAUGGCACUGUGAAAAGGGAAGAUAUAUUCUAUACUUCGAAGCUUUGGUCAACUUCUCAUCGUCCAGAGUUGGUCAGACCCAGCUUGGAAAAUUCACUGAGGAAACUUAAUUUGGACUACGUAGACCUCUAUCUCAUUCAUUUCCCAGUAUCUCUGAAGCCAGGAGAUGAGCUUUUACCUCAAGAUGAGCAUGGAAACUUAAUACUUGACACAGUGGAUCUCUGUGAUACAUGGGAGGCCAUGGAGAAGUGUAAGGAUGCAGGGUUGGCUAAGUCCAUCGGCGUGUCCAACUUUAACCACAGACAGCUGGAGAUGAUCCUGAACAAGCCAGGGCUCAAGUACAAGCCUGUGUGCAACCAGGUAGAAUGCCAUCUUUAUCUCAACCAGAGCAAGCUGCUGGGUUACUGCAAGAUGAAUGACAUCAUUCUGGUUGCCUAUGGUGCCCUGGGAACUCAAAGAUACAAAUACUGUACUAAUGAGGAUACCCCAGUUCUCUUGGACGAUCCAGUUCUUUGCGCCAUGGCCAAGAAGUACAAACGGACUCCAGCCCUGGUCGCCCUUCGCUACCAGCUGCAGCGUGGGAUUGUGGCCCUGGCCAAGAGUUUCAACGAGGAGAGAAUCAGAGAGAACAUGCAGGUCUUUGAUUUCCAAUUGGCUUCAGAUGACAUGGAAAUUUUAAAUGGCCUGGACAGAAAUCUUCGGUACUUUCCUGCUAAUAUAACAGAUUUUAUAACUGAGACAGAUGGCAUUCCAUGCCCCAAUGUCAACAUACUGUUGGAAAGGAAUCCCAGUGGACCUUUAUGGAACCCCAUGCAAAGACAGAACUGCAUGUUGCUAGCCCCAGUAUCUUUGCAAGUGAUCACAUCGUUAAUAAGCUUUAAGAUCCACCUCUUCUGAGAAAUUGAAGAAAAUCUUUCAAAAAUUGCAUCUAAGAAAAAUCCAGAACAAAGAUGAGAAACUUCAUUUGGUAAAUGCCAAUCAUCUCAAGAAAUAAUCAGGAAGGAAAUUCUCAUACCUUUUAUAGAACACCUCCAAACUAAACCCCAUAUUCAUGGGGGGCCCUGGGCUUAAGUAUGGGGUAGUACAGCUUUCCCUGGGUUAACAGAGCUCCAUGGAAAAGAGGCUACAAAAACAAGAUGUAAGUGUGUCAAAUGUUUUCAAAUUUAAAACAGCAAACACACAAGUUUGACAAAGAACAAGUACAUCGUAUGUUCUUGUUUGUUAAAUGUCCUAUCUGUCAAAUAAUGUUAUAAAACAUAUUCCUUAUCCCCAAUGAGACUAGGAAAAUACAAGAAACAUGGACAAGAGUCCAAAACCAAGCACAAAGGUUUUAAGUUCUUCAAGUGAUACAAAAAGUACAAACCCUUGAAUUCUGACAGUCAAAUACCAGAGGCCACAAGAUAAAAGCGUCCCAAGAAACACUUAGUUUUAACUUCCCACAAAAG
Messenger RNA from Apodemus sylvaticus (European woodmouse), 1724 nucleotides. Its product is annotated as aldo-keto reductase family 1 member C18. Gene Ontology annotation, biological process: daunorubicin metabolic process; progesterone metabolic process; doxorubicin metabolic process. NCBI's taxonomy places the organism in Eukaryota, Metazoa, Chordata, Mammalia, Rodentia, Muridae. Gene Ontology annotation, molecular function: ketosteroid monooxygenase activity; aldose reductase (NADPH) activity; androsterone dehydrogenase [NAD(P)+] activity. The record is from RefSeq and is a predicted model, not a curated record. The coding region runs from base 70 to 1176 and encodes 368 amino acids. Gene Ontology annotation, cellular component: cytosol. The transcript has 9 exons.